Molecule: messenger RNA, 3050 nt
Organism: Cuscuta europaea
Lineage: Eukaryota; Viridiplantae; Streptophyta; Magnoliopsida; Solanales; Convolvulaceae
Source: the annotation of a GenBank genome assembly
CGUGAGUGAAAUGGAGCGGUCUCGUACACGCGGUAACAUUUCCACCGUCAAUCUUCUUAUAGGAGUUAUUGGGAGCUGCGAAGGGGAAGAUGGCAGCGAGCUGAACCGGUGGUUAGAUUUAGUAAAAAAAUGGGAGUUGAGGUUUACUUGCUAUACGUACAAGUGUCUUCUUCAGGCGUACCUGAGAUUGAGUGACUCGAAUAAGGCUUUCGGUGUUUAUCGAGAAAUAAGAACACACGGAUACAAAUUGGACAUUUUCUCAUACAAUAAACUGAUCGAUGCUCUUGCCAAGGAUGAAAAGGUAGAACAAGCAAGCACGGUCUUCAAGGACAUGCAAAAGAGGCACUGCAAGCCUGAUGUGUACACCUACACAAUUCUGAUUAGAAUGAAUGGGAAAAAUGGGAAACCCAAUGAAUCCCUAGUUUUAUUCCAAGAAAUGCUUUCGAAUGGCUGCUCUCCUAAUCUUAUUGCUUAUAACACAAUGAUUCAAUCACUCUCUAAGAGUCGCAUGGUCGAGAAGACCCUUUUUCUUUUCUCAAAGAUGAUUGAAAACAAUUGCAGGCCAAACGAGCUUACAUACAGUUUCAUUUUACAUGUUCUAGCAGCAGAAGGCCAGCUCCAUAGACUUAAUGAAGUUGUGGAAGUCUCCAAGAGAUUUAUGAAUAAAUCAACAUACGCAUACCUUGUCAGGACACUAAAUAAAUUGGGCCAUUCCAGUGAAGCCCACAGGCUUUUCUGCUCCAUGUGGAAUUUCCAUGAUAAGGGAGAUAGAGAUGCUUACCUGUCAAUGCUUGAGAGUUUAUGCACUUCUGGGAAGUUAAUUGAAGCUAUUGACCUGCUUUCUAAAAUGCAUGAAAAAGGUAUAGGCACUGACACCUUCAUGUACAAUGUAAUUUUCUCUGCUCUUGGAAAGUUAAAACAAAUUCCACAUAUUCACGACCUUUAUGAAAAGAUGAAGCAGAGCGGAGUCCCACCAGACUUGUUUACUUAUAACAUUUUGAUAUCUAGCUUUGGUAGAGCUGGAAGAGUUGCAGAAGCUGUUGAAAUAUUUGAAGAGCUUGAAAGCAGUAACUGGAAACCUGACAUUGUCUCUUACAACUCCUUGAUAAACUGUCUUGGGAAGAAUGGUGAUGUGGAUGAAGCACAUAUGAGGUUCAUAGAGAUGCAAGAAAAGGGUAUGAAUCCAGAUGUGGUGACAUAUAGCACACUCAUUGAAUGUUUUGGAAAGACUGAGAAAGUUGAGAUGGCCUGUCAGAUGUUCGAUGCAAUGCUGGCCGAAGGAUGUUUUCCAAACAUAAUCACUUAUAAUAUCUUGCUUGACUGUCUCGAGAGAUGUGGGAGAACUGUUGAGGCGGUCGAUUUGUUUGCUAAACUUAAAGAACAGGGUUUAGUGCCUGAUUCAAUUACUUAUUCAAUUCUUGAUCGGUUGCGGAGUGGCGGGAAACAGACGGGUAGGGUUCGUAGGCAGAAUCCAGUUACGGGUUGGGUUGUUAGUCCAUUGAGGUGAUGGAGAUUGUUUUUUCAUUGGAGGGAUUUUUCCUUCACCGUGACAUUUUCAUUGGUGAUUCAUGUGGACUGUCCUUGGGGACGCAUGUAACGGUGGUGGGCACACCAAGGUGGGCUCAUUCCGAAAAGGAUUCUAGAAUUGCGGCUGGGGAGGAGACAGUGAUGGUUUCACAGUUCAUGAUGGAGUUACAAGGGUUGAAGACGGUGGAUGGGGAGGACCCGCCAAGGGUACUUCAUCUUAACCCACGUUUGAAAGGGGAUUGGAGUGGAAGGCCAGUGAUUGAGCAGAACACGUGUUACUGGAUGCGAUGGGGAGCUGCAAUGAGGUGUGAUGGAUUAAUAUCCAAGGCUGAUGAAGAGACUGGUGAGUGUUUUUUCAUCUUUCUUUUUAUGUAAGAUAUAGUGACUGAUUUUGGUCUGAAACCUGCUUUUUCUUCUUCUUUCUUUUUGUACUUCAGUUCGGAUGUUUUCUUCAUACUCCGUUUUUUUGCACAUUUAGUAACAUUUUAAAAUUGUGGUAUUUUGAAUAUUUUAUUUCCUGGAUUUCCUUCUAAGCAUGUGUGUUAAUAUUGGUAAAGUUUCAUUUCAUUUGAAAAUAGAAAAAAUUCAUGGUUAAAUUACUCUGAAGUGUUUGCAGCAAUUUGCUGAAUAUAGUGAUUACAGUCUUUAUAGGUGUCAUACCUUGAACUACAACAAUAAAUCUCUAUCAACAUCAACAUGAACGUUGUUGCCUAAUGCGUCUCAGUUGCAGCAUCAAUUUAGGUAGAAAAAUUUAUUUUCUUUUGAAGCAAUUUAGAUUAAAACACUUAUGUGGGGCCUCACUAUUUGAGUAUUGGUCUGCCUAUGGUUGUGGAUUUUACAUCAAGAUUUUAGGGGUUCUGAGGUUAAUAUCAUCCCGCUAUUGCUAUUCUGGAAAGUCCUAAUACAAUUCUAAAUCAUAAACCAAUGAAUAAGCUUAAUUUUAGGGAAGUUAAAAGAAUCAUUCUUGCCUUGCUGUGUAUGUUUUUAUUAUUACACUAAUGGUGAGCUUCAAUUUCCACCGACUUGAAGUUUGACAAUUACUCUAUUAGAACACCGGCCAGUACUUGAUUUGUAUUUUGGCAAGCACAUUUGUAACUCAGUGAUUUUCUGCUUAUUUCAAUAAAACCAUUUAUUUAUGAUUUCUGGACUGUACAAAGUUGAUGGGCAGGUUGAAUGUGAGAAGUGUAUUCGCGAUGAUGAUAUUCGCUCUGAGGAAUCAAAGGCCACAUGGUGGAUUCAUAGGCUGAUUGGCAGGACAAAGAGGAAAGUUUCAAUUGGAUAUUAUAUUUGCUGAUAUAUUUAUAUAAAAUUCAAGUUUUAGUGAUAAGUUGUUUGUUUACCACUAUAUAAUAUACGGAGUACACACAUAUAACUAGCUUAUAAACACUUUCAACGUGAUGUGGCGUGGAUUAAGUCUUGCCAGAUAAGCAUGUAUUACGUAUUUAAUGACGACUCAUUUUAUUGUAAGAAAACACGGUAUUCAUACAUCUCCUCAUGACAUGCUACAAUGUUCAACAUUUUGU